AUGGUUUUCAUCACUCGACGUACAAGACGUCGCCUACGACCCAUCGUCAUCAUUCUUCUCAUAUCUGUCUUCAUAUUUUACACUAUCCUCCCUCACGAUUCAGCGAUCCGCCUGGCGCUGGUCUUCAAUGUUUCACGUCUCUUUAAUUUCCUCCGCGGCGCAGCAUCAAACAAAGAUGCCUGGCUAUACAAAGCACCACGAUUCACUGUGGAUCUUAGAAACGACGUGGGAUAUCUCAUCAAAACCGGUUAUGGAACGCGCCACAGGGUAGCCGAACAGCUUGCUGCCUUCAAGGCAACAGGAGGCUACUUAGGAAAGGAAGGCGAGAGUUUUCUCGUCGUGGGAGAUUGGACAACCGUGAACCAGACAGAUGCGAGUCUGAUCGGAGCAACGGUGCAUGAUGCUAUCAAAAGAGUCAUGGAGACCAAGAUCAGGGGUAAAAUUGACGAUUACCCCCGGCUCGUCAAGUACAGGAGUCUCCAAGCCAGGCUCCAGGCCGGAGAUGAGGAAGAGGCCCUGAAAAUUGGCCAAACUUAUGGAUGGGAGCUUGAUGCCCUCAAGUUCAUCAUGGGUAUGGAGAUGAUAUAUAACGAAUUGCCCAACAAGAAGUGGUACAUAAUCUUGGAUGAUGAUACCUUCUUGAUUCAGCCGUCCCUGGAGCUCCUCAUGGGCCACAUUGACUACCGAAAACCCCAGUAUAUUGGCAAUGCGGUGGGCGAUUACAAGGCGCGCUUUGGACACGGAGGAUCUGGCAUUCUGAUAUCCGGAGAAGCGAUGCGACAGUUGUUUCAACAUCCAGGCAUCGUGCAGGAAGCAUACGCCGAAUCCAUGACCGAGACGUGGGGAGACCGCCUGGUGGCAACGACACUACAGAAGCUGGGGAUCUACAUCGAGGAGGCGUAUAAUCAUCACUUCAACGGUGAACCACCGUCCAUCACACGUAUCUGGGGCGAUCGCUUUUGCUCACCCCUGGUUUCUUUCCACGGAUUGCGGAAGCCUGGUGAAAUGCGCCGCGUCGGAGAGACCCUUGCGGAGGUAGACCAGCCCGUGCUAUGGCACGAUGUCUGGCAGUUGUUCGGGGGGUCAGCCAUAUCGGCGCUUGAGAGCCGGCCGACCGAGUUGAUGGCGGACCAUGUGGGUAAGCCGGACGAGCACACCCGCUCGUGGGGCGACGUCAGAAGUGCCAACGCUUGUCAAAAGCGAUGUGAGCAAAGUGGACGGCGCUGCUUGGCAUGGACAUAUGAGAUGGAGAUUGAGCGGUGUCACACGAGUCCUUGGCUGUUACUGGGGGCGGACGGCGCUACAGGAAAAGCGUCGGGGAUAAACUGGCCUGAGGUAAAGCCAUUGCUCAACGGCUGCAGAUAA
Fusarium pseudograminearum CS3096 is the source of this 1365-nucleotide messenger RNA. RefSeq lists its product as uncharacterized. Bases 1 to 1365 code for a protein of 454 amino acids. The transcript is spliced from 2 exons. NCBI's taxonomy places the organism in Eukaryota, Fungi, Ascomycota, Sordariomycetes, Hypocreales, Nectriaceae. Gene Ontology annotation, cellular component: membrane. Gene Ontology annotation, molecular function: glycosyltransferase activity. The record is from RefSeq and is a predicted model, not a curated record.